CAAUCGUGCUUUGAAGAUUUAUUUUCAACAUAGUCUACAGCAUGUGAAUUAAAGGAGGGUCGCUCACAAUAAACACAUCAGACUGUAAAAUAUAAUGAAACAUCUGUCUGGAAUCGGACAUAGGACAUGGCGGGUUACGUAAAUGGCUGAGCCGGGACAAUGAAACUGUUAUCUAACAUGACAGAUUUUAACACUUUAGGGAUGAUAGAGCACUCGGACAUCCAGACGGUGCAGAGCAUAUAUAAAGCUGCACAUGCAGUAACGUGGAUGUGUCCAAAGAAAGACUCCAAGCAAUUUUAACAAUGAAGAGAUCGCUCGCCCUUUGUCUCGUCUUUGCCCUGGCUGAUGUCGGGCUCUGGAGAACUAUUGGUGGAGCGGCUGCCAAUUUAAUAGGUCAUGAUCAGGGCUGGGGAAAGGGCGGUAUAGUUCACCAGCCGGGUCACAUCGAUCAUCACGGAUCUAAGGGUGGCGCUAUCGGAGUCGGAAACGCCCAGGUUGAUCUUGGUGUUGAUCUUGGAGUCGGUGGACAGUUCGAUGCUGGAUUUAAUGGUGGAAGCAUUGACCAUGGUCACCAUGGAAAGGGAGGAAUCAUUGACCAUCACGAUAUAGGCCAUUUCGAUCACCACAAUGGUGGAAUCAUCGGAGGUGGUGCUCAUGCUUCAGCUGAUGUAGCCGUGGGAGCCGCUGUUGGUGCCGCUGUUGGAGGUGGUAUCGGUGUUGGAGGUGGAAUCGGGGGAGGUAUUGGAGGAGGUAUCGGAGGUGAUAUCGGAGGUGGCUUCCAUGAUAACAUCGGAGGUGGAUUCGAUGACUUCAACAGCAUUAAUGGCAACUUCGAUGACACCACAGUCAUUGGAGGUGGAAACAUCAACAGCAUCAGUGGAUCUUUCGAUGACAGCACAAUCAUCGGUAGAGGUGGAAACUUGAACUCCAUUAGCGGAAACUUCGAUGACAGCACAAUCAUCGGUAGAGGUGGAAACUUGAACUCCAUUAGCGGAAACUUCGAUGACAGCACAAUCAUCAAUGGUGGAAAUCUGAACUCCGUCAGCGGAUCAUUUGACGAUUCCGUAAUUAUUGGAGGAGGUAUCGGUGGAGGAAUCGGAGGCGGGAUCGGAGGAGGUAUUGGUAUUGGAGGAGGUGUCGGUGUUGGAGCCGCCGUGGGUGCCCGUGUCUCAGUAGGAGCUAGGGCUGGAGCUGGCAUUGGUGGAGGAUUUGGAGGAAAGAAAGGCGGAUACGGAAAGGGUGUUAUUGGCGGAGGUUACUACAGACCCAUGGUCAUCUACAGACCAAAGUUCGGAGGAUACAAAAAACGCUACGGCGGAGGAUACAGAAAAUCUUCAUACAAAAAGAUGAGGGUCCUUCCAAUCAGGAAAAUCAGAUUUAUGAGACCCAUCUUCAAGAAAAAGUUCGGAGGUUAUUACUAAGCUUCGAGUUUGUGCACCGAUUUCAUGGCACCAGUCCUCAAAAUGGAGUCUUUGUUAUUUAUUGUUUGUUAAUAAAA
Messenger RNA from Saccostrea cuccullata (small rock oyster), 1498 nucleotides. RefSeq lists its product as uncharacterized. Lineage: Eukaryota; Metazoa; Mollusca; Bivalvia; Ostreida; Ostreidae. The record is from RefSeq and is a predicted model, not a curated record. The transcript has 3 exons. The coding region runs from base 303 to 1421 and encodes 372 amino acids.